AGAAAUUGUUAUUGGUUUGAACCAUGGCACUGAAACUAAUUAUUUUCCUGUUUACUUUACAUUAUGUUGUAUUAUGUUUUGCCUUGUCUAAUGGCACAUCAACCAGCUAUUUUUGUGCUUCUUCUUCCUCUGGAGUGGUAGUAAGUUAUGAAUGGGUAGAAAAGGAUAAAGGAAUACUUUCUUGGGUUAUGAACAAUACAGCAAACACUGUUUCCACUUUUAUCCUAGUCCGAGGAGCUAUUUAUCAGGACACAGAACUUAUUGGACCGUAUGCUUUUGGAGCAGCAUAUUAUCCAGCCUAUAUAUACAAUGGUUUGGCCCAAUAUUUUCAAGGUCCUCCAGUAACUUUACAAGAAUAUCAGUCUUCAGGAGCAACUCCUCUUGGAAUGGUCCAGCUUGAUUCUCAGCAGUUCUGGACAAGUUUUGUUUUUACGUUAUCUCCAGGUCAAAUAUUUCGAAUUGAGGAAGCUGGAUAUCUUUAUAAUGGUGAUGUCUUGAUUCCGGAAUGUCAAGGAGUUUAUGAACUAAGCUAUCAAGGGACAUUCAAUUUUCAAAUAAGUUAUUCGAUUGCUGAACAAUGUCAAGCAUUUGAUGAUGUACAACCAUGUCCUCCUUCUCCCUUUUCAAUGGGAAGUGCUGUUUACAGCGUACCUUCAUCCUCUGUUGUUAGCUCGAUGUUUUUACCUAGUUUGGACGAUCGUUUUCAGAUGACUUUUUGCACUUCGGAUGCCCUAUUCUCUCUAGCCUCGCGUCGUAAAGCAAUUCCCAAGUCUACUGAUCAAAGAGAGAGUUCUGCGUUGUAUCGAAAGGAGAAAUGUAGGACUAGUCAUCUAGGAUCAUAUCAUAGAAAUCCUAUCUUGCUCAUUCGUUGAACUCUUUUGUAUAAACGAAAACGUGAUCAG
Molecule: messenger RNA, 902 nt
Organism: Galdieria sulphuraria
Lineage: Eukaryota; Rhodophyta; Bangiophyceae; Galdieriales; Galdieriaceae
Exons: 1
Coding region: 24-872 (282 amino acids)
Source: RefSeq, a predicted model, not a curated record